Oncorhynchus gorbuscha (pink salmon) is the source of this 2399-nucleotide messenger RNA. Its product is annotated as syntaxin-5-like. The transcript is spliced from 10 exons. Gene Ontology annotation, cellular component: endomembrane system; SNARE complex; Golgi membrane. Bases 125 to 1027 code for a protein of 300 amino acids. Gene Ontology annotation, biological process: endoplasmic reticulum to Golgi vesicle-mediated transport; vesicle fusion; intracellular protein transport. The record is from RefSeq and is a predicted model, not a curated record. Lineage: Eukaryota; Metazoa; Chordata; Actinopteri; Salmoniformes; Salmonidae. Gene Ontology annotation, molecular function: SNARE binding; SNAP receptor activity.
GGAGGUGUAGUGACUGUUUCCACGGAGCACGGACCGGUCUAUAGUACACUACCGAUAUCUUUCAGACGUCAGACCCUUCCUCCUUGGCGUGCCCAGUGCAGGCUGGUGAUAUACAGGCGGCAGGAUGACGUGCAGGGAUCGAACCAACGAGUUCCAGUCCGCCUGCAAAUCCCUACAGAGCCGACAGAAUGGUGUUCAGCACACCAAGCCAGCCCUCAGUGCUCUCAAGCAACGCAGUGACUUCACCCUCAUGGCCAAGAGAAUAGGGAAGGACUUGAGUAAUACAUUUGCUAAACUAGAGAAACUCACUAUAUUGGCUAAAAGAAGAUCUCUAUUUGAUGACAAGGCAGUGGAGAUUGAAGAGUUAACCUACAUCAUCAAGCAGGACAUUAACAGCCUGAACAAGCAGAUUGCCCAGCUGCAGGAUCUGAUUCGUUCACGCGGAGCGCCCAGCGGCAGACACAUCCAGACCCAUUCCAACACCAUCGUCAUCUCCCUGCAGUCCAAACUGGCGUCUAUGUCCAAUGACUUCAAGUCAGUUCUAGAAGUAAGAACGGAGAACCUGAAGCAGCAGAAGAACAGGAGAGAACAGUUCUCUCAGCGUCACGUCUCUUCUCCUCUCCACGCCAACAACUUCAAGAGUUCAGUGUUGAUGCAGGAUGAGUCCAGGAGUAUGGGGGCUGAGGUGGCCAUCAACAUGGACAACCAGUCUAACCCUCUACAGCUCCAGCUCAUUGAUGAGCAGGACUCAUACAUCCAGAGCCGUGCAGACACCAUGCAGAACAUUGAGAGCACCAUCGUAGAGCUGGGCUCUAUCUUUCAGCAGCUGGCUCACAUGGUGAAGGAGCAGGAGGAGACAGUACAGAGGAUUGAUGCUAACGUGGAGGACACUCAGCUCAACGUGGACAUGGCUCACACGGAGAUCCUCAAGUACUUCCAGUCUGUGUCCUCCAACCGCUGGCUCAUGGUCAAGAUCUUCCUCGUCCUCAUCGUGUUCUUCAUCGUCUUUGUGGUCUUCCUCGCCUGAGCAGGGAGAAAUGAUAGAUAAAGAAGUAGAGGUUGAAGAAGAGGGAGAUGGAAAAGUUCAUUGUCUUUUGACAGGUUGCGUCACUCCUAUGAAACGCUAGUCGCUUGACCAAUAGUUCAGACGGAGUCAUGCUAUCUGACAUAAGACAAUGGGAAAGGUUGGGCUGAGACGAGGGGUUGCCACAGCAACAGGACAAUGGGAAAGGUUGGGCUGAGACGAGGGGUUGCCACAGCAACAGGACAAUGGGAAAGGUUGGGCUGAGACGAGGGGUUGCCACAGCAACAGGACAAUGGGAAAGGUUGGGCUGAGACGAGGGGUUGCCACAGCAACAGGACAAUGGGAAAGGUUGGGCUGAGACGAGGGGUUGCCACAGCAACAGGACAAUGGGAAAGGUUGGGCUGAGACGAGGGGUUGCCACAGCAACAGGACAAUGGGACAGGUGGAGUGUUAUUGAACGGUCUGGGACUUGAGGUCCAGCAGCCCAAGAAAUGAUAGUAGUCUGCUGCCUAAAGCCUUGGAGAGAGUUUCUGGAGUGACCCUAGCAGAUCUAUUCUGUUCCUACAGACAUUGAUGAAAUACCCCUAAUGAAAAGGAUAUGCUAUCGGAACACGCUUUGUAUAGUAUAAACAGAAUACUUGUCAUUAUGUUCUUUGUUACUUUAAAGAAUAAUCCAUCUUACACAUUUAAUCAAAAAUGACUUAUUUAAUGGUUUGAUUCUGCAAACCUGGUUUUGUUUCUUGGUAGAUUUUCUUUUACCCCUCAUGUUGCUUAUUGUUGAUUGGUUGUAAGACGGGGUGUCAUCAACUUUCUCUCCGACAUGAGGGCCAACACAACAGACUGGAGUUCUUGAAUUGUAAUAAUUUCUUUCGAUUUUUAUUCCUCAUUAUUCCAGUUUUAUUAAAGAGAGACUUGAACAAUUCUCCCUCACUAUCAUUCACGCCACGCAUGAUUGGAAACUAUUGUUGGUUUACUUUCUCUUUUUCUUUCAAUGUUUCUUAUUUGCCAAAAGGGUACUUUCAGUUUCAAAGAAAUGUGACAAGACACCUGUGGUCUAAACUGUUUUAUGACCGUACAGGAUUAAAGGUGGUUUAAACUGAAGAGGACAUUCCCUUCAUAGCCCCAGUCAUAAACACAAUGUGACGAGUCAGACCCGAACAGUUUGUAACAAGUUACUUAACACUGUUAUUGCAGAUCUAACAGUUUAGAUUGCCUGGUUUACCUGCCAGCAAGUCAGCUGGGGUCAGUCUGAAUACGGUUGCCAGUGGUUUGCAUCCCAAAUGGCACUCUAUUUCCUAUAUAGUGCACUACUUUAAACAGAGCCCAAGGGUCCUGUACAAAAGUAGUACACUAAAUAGGAAAUGUGUUGCUUUUU